This is a messenger RNA of Penicillium cataractarum, 1461 nucleotides long. RefSeq lists its product as uncharacterized. The coding region runs from base 1 to 1461 and encodes 486 amino acids. The transcript has 8 exons. NCBI's taxonomy places the organism in Eukaryota, Fungi, Ascomycota, Eurotiomycetes, Eurotiales, Aspergillaceae. The record is from RefSeq and is a predicted model, not a curated record.
AUGAAGACGCGAAUGUUAUACGCCAUCCUAGCUACCCUUCUUGCGACCCCUGCCAGAAGCAAGUACAUUGUGCCUGGAGGUCGAUGGUACGAUACAGAUGGGGAAUUGAUCAGCGCGCAUGGGGCCGGAAUUACUUUCGACCAGAAAACCGGUCGGUUUUGGUGGUUUGGCGAGUACAAAACCGAAGCGCAAACAGAAGGGGGCGGUGUCUCUGUUUACAGUUCUGAGGAUUUGCAUACUUGGACUUCGGGUGGACUGGCCCUAAGCCCAGUUGAAGGACAUCCGUACAUCUCGCCGGAAAACAUAAUCCAGCGACCUAAGGUGGCAUACAGCCAAGAGACAGAUGAUUAUCAUAUGUGGUGGCAUGCUGACAAUUCCACCUAUGGCCUCCUUCUCCAAGGUCAUGCGGUAUCUUCUACGAUUGGAGGGCCGUACUCUUUCGUGGAUGCGACCGCACCUCUCGGAAACUGGUCGCAGGAUUUUGGCAUGUUUACUGACUAUCAGGACGGCCGAUCGUACGCCCUCUACUCGAACGGGGAUAGUCUAUAUGGCCGAGAUGUGUACAUAUCAGCCAUGAACAAGAAUCUCUCAGCACUCGAAACAGCCGUGCAUCGAUUCCCAAAAUUCGAUCUCGAAGCACCAAGUAUCAUGCACACGGAGAACGGAUAUUGGGCACUGAUGAGCCACAAGACAGGAUACAGGCCAAACAACGUGGUUGCAUUUCGGGCCGACUCAUUGAGCGGUCCUUGGUCCCAGCCAUUUAUCAUCGCCCCGUUGAACACGCGCACUUUUAACUCGCAGUCUGGAUUUGUGCUUAGGAUAGAGGGAAGUAAGAGGACUACGCACCUCUAUAUUGGGGACCAGUGGGACUCUAAUACUAUUUGGGAAAGCCGGUAUAUAUGGCUGCCGAUUCAGACUGAUGGAAAGAAUCUAGAAUUGGUCUGGCAUGACGUUUAUGAUCUCGACGUGAAAACCGGAACAUGGACACCAGUCGAGGGUACAACAUACACGGCGAAAAAUGCGAAAACUCAUGGUGAUGCAUACAAACAGGAGGCUAAUUUCGCCACCGACGGCAUCAUUCUCACUGGAAUUUAUGGAAACGACAGCACUGUUACGUUCGAAGGUAUCGAAGGAUCUGGAGAGCCGCAAUGGAUAUCAUUUUACUAUCAAAACAUCGAUGAUAUGGGCUUUGGGGACCAACCUGGAGGUACCCCGGAUAGGAUCGGUGGCUCAUGGCAGCUGCGUCGGAUCAGUAGCGUGGUGGUCAACGGGGACACGUCAAACGUACAAACGCUCUACCAGAGAGAUACACACAAGGGUAUUAUCCUCUCUACUCCGCUUCAAUUGACGUUGAAGAAAGGGAAGAGCAAUACCAUCACAGUUGGGGGUCUAUAUAAUGGGUUUGAUUACAAAGGUGCAGAUCUGGAUCGGAUUGUUGUGUAUCCCCCUGAAGGGAAGUAG